GGCUCUCAGGGUCGUGUAGUUUCCGGGGCCACGGCACCUGGGCACACCAGGUGGCGUCGCGCCUUUGCUUUCCUGAGCCUUCUGAGUAAGGUAAUGUAGUUUCCGUGGGGCGACGCCUGCGCACAAGACCACGUCGGGCCUCACUUUUCCCAGGCCUUCUGGGUAAUGUAGUUUCCGGGAUCGGCGCCCGGCCUAUGCCAGCUUGCAGAGCUCACCAGGUGCAGACCCCUGCGGCCAGGGCGAGGACGGAUCUGAGCAGCCGGGCAGCGGGUGCCGCCGCCUGCGGGACCAAGAGGGCUUGAGGACAUCUGCAAUGCUCCAGAAGCCCAAGAGCGUGAAGCUGCGGGCCCUGCGCAGCCCGAGGAAGUUCGGCGUGGCUGGCCGGAGCUGCCAGGAGGUGCUGCACAAGGGCUGUCUCCGCUUCCAGCUCCCUGAGCGCGGUUCCCGGCUGUGCCUGUACGAGGAUGGCACGGAGCUGACGGAAGACUACUUCCCCAGCGUUCCCGACAACGCCGAGCUGGUGCUGCUCACCUCGGGCCAGGCCUGGCAGGGCUAUGUGAGCGACAUCGGGCGCUUCCUCAGUGCAUUUCACGAGCCGCAAGUGGGGCUCAUCCAGGCUGCCCAGCAGCUGCUGUGUGAUGAGCAGGCCCCGCAGAGGCAGAGGCUGCUGGCCGACCUCCUGCACAACGUCAGCCAGAACAUCGCGGCCGAGACCCGGGCUGAGGACCCGCCGUGGUUUGAAGGCUUGGAGUCCCGAUUUCAGAGUAAGUCUGGCUACCUGAGAUACAGCUGUGAGAGCCGGAUCCGGAGUUACCUGAGAGAGGUAAGCUCGUACCCCUCCACGGUGGGUGCGGAGGCUCAGGAGGAAUUCCUGCGGGUCCUCGGCUCCAUGUGCCAGAAGCUCCGGUCCGUGCAGUACAAUGGCAGCUACUUCGACAGAGGAGCCAAGGGCGGCGGCCGCCUCUGCACACCGGAAGGCUGGUUCUCCUGCGAGGGUCCCUUUGACAUGGACAGCUGCUUAUCAAGACACUCCAUCAACCCCUACAGUAACAGGGAGAGCAGGAUCCUCUUCAGCACCUGGAACCUGGAUCACAUUUUUCCGGUCGUGCCCGUUAGCUGUGUGUUGGACCUUCUCAUUCUGCUCUCCUCAUGCUGUGCCUGCGUCUGGGCUGCUGUCUCACUGGGACUUUCUGCUGUGGACUCCAUCACGUCCCCCAAAAUUCAAUAGAAAAGAAACGCACCAUCAUUCCUACACUGGUGGAAGCAAUUAAGGAACAAGACGGAAGAGAAGUGGACUGGGAGUAUUUUUAUGGCCUGCUUUUUACCUCAGAGAACCUAAAACUAGUGCACAUUGUCUGCCAUAAGAAAACCACCCACAAGCUCAACUGUGACCCGAGCAGAAUCUACAAACCCCAGACAAGGUUGAAGCGGAAGCGGCCUGUGCGGAAACGCCAGUGACACAUACACACCACGUUCUGGUCUUUGUUUGAGGCCUGACGUGGGCAUCAUUUUAACAGGUGCCUUUUUUAUUUUUUUGUUUUUUGUUUUUUUUUUUUGGUCACUCCAGUAGCUCCUGGAAAAAACCUUAAAAAAUGUUUCCUGCAAAUCUGAUUUCAUUACAUUUCUGAAUUGUUGUUUUUUUUUGUUUUGUUUUGUAGACGGAGUUUCACUUUUGUUGUCCAGGCUGGAGUGUAGUGGCGCAAUCUUGGCUCACUGCAACCUCUGCCUUCUGGGUUCAAGUGAUUCUCCUGCCUCAGCCUCCCGAGUAGCUGGGAUUACAGGCAUGUGCAACCAUGCCCGGCUAAUGUUUGUAUUUUUAGUAUAGAUGGGGUUUCGCCAUGUUGGUCAGGCUGGUCUCGAACUCCUGACCUCAGUUGAUCCACCCUCCUCAGCCUCCCAAAGUGCUGGGAUGACAGGUGUGAGCCACUGCGCCCAGCCUGAAUCAUUUCUUAUACCUUCUGACAGCCCAACUUCCAGAGGACAGCUCUGGGGUACUCGCUGGAUGUCUGUGAGUUCCUGGUCAUACGGGUCAGCAGGGAUAAGAAUUGUCUCUGGGCUGAGGAAUUCUUCUGUUCUCUGGUUUCACCAGCGUUGGGUUUGCUCAUGUAAUGUGGUCACCAUCCUCAAAUUGUGUCAUGGCUGAAGUUGGCCACUCUUGCUUGAGGGACAAGUUGUUUAUGCAUCAGCUCUCUGCUGGGUCUCCCUUUCCAUGGCAAAUGGGCAGCUCCAUCCUCCUGACUCUUCUAAAUGCCCAAAAGAGGUGUCAUGCUUUGGGGGUACGAUGUUUGUACUCCAUAAAGAACAUACAAGAACAUUCACUGCUGAUUUUUUUUUUUGAGACAAGGUCUCACUCUGUCGCUCAGGCUGGAGUGCAGUGGUGCAAUCUUGGCUCACUGCAACCUCCGCCUCUCAGGUUCAAGUGAUUCUCUUGCCUCAGCCUCCCAAGUAGCUGGGAUUACAGGCACCUACCACCAUGGCCAGCUAAUUUUUGUAUGUUUAGUAGAAACAGGGUUUCACCAUGUUGGCCAGGCUGUUCUCGAACUCCUGACCUCAGGUGAUCUGUCCGCCUGAGCCUCCCAAAGUGCUGGGAUGACAGGCAUGAGCCACUGCACCUGACCUGCUGAAUUGUUUAUAAUGGCAAAAAGUAGGAAACCCCCCAAUGUCUGUGAGUAGGGCCACAGCUAUCACUUUGAACCACAUGAAACUGCCGUUUUCUAGGCCAAAAAUGGUCAGCGAUCAUUUAUUUCAUGAUUCAACCUGAUACAUUUACAUAGUGCAAAACUGUGUCGCAGUUUCAAGCUUUUAUGAGGAAAGUGUUUCUGUGUAGAAACUGGAAGCUGCUCAGGGCACCGGCAGCUGAACCCUGCUUCGAUGAUCAGCGUUACUAUCAUCUCAGAUCACAUGGAGCUCAUGUCAGCCGUGUGGGCGGCGGGUGCACAGAGACAGUCUGGAAGGAAACACGCGGAUCUGAACAGCAGUAAUCCUGGGGCAUACGGGGGCAGGGCUGGAUUACAGAAGGCUCAUUUUCUAUGUUAUGUAUUUUCUGAUACUUGAAUUUUUUGAAAUGGGCAUUUAUUUUAUAACACGUUAAAAUGUACUUUUUAAAUUAAGUCAUUUUGUAAUUGAAUUUUUACAUUUGUUGUACAAUCAGGAAAAGCAAUAAAGAUUUUUCAAAAAUAGACAUGUCAAAAAA
This is a messenger RNA of Symphalangus syndactylus (siamang), 3193 nucleotides long. It is a transcript of the gene DFFB, whose product is annotated as DNA fragmentation factor subunit beta. The record is from RefSeq and is a predicted model, not a curated record. NCBI's taxonomy places the organism in Eukaryota, Metazoa, Chordata, Mammalia, Primates, Hylobatidae. Gene Ontology annotation, cellular component: cytoplasm; nucleus. Gene Ontology annotation, molecular function: DNA endonuclease activity. Gene Ontology annotation, biological process: apoptotic DNA fragmentation; apoptotic process.